UAAAAAGGGGGAGAGGGGAGGUGUGAAAGAAAUGUAAGAAAAAUCUGACGUUUUGAGGAUUCCUUUUUCAUUUGCUUUCAUAUAAAGAAAAUUCAGCCUCUCUCUUUUUUCUGCUUUUGCAUUUUGUUUUUCUGGUAACAUCUCAGCUUUUUAUUCUUAUUUAGUUCUCUCUUUUUUCCAAUUCAGUUUUUUAUUUAACUUUCUUUUAUAUUUCUAUAUACAUUAUUACACUUUUGUAUUACUGUUCCAACCAGUCUCUCUUUCUUUUUUUCUCACCCUCCCGUCUCGUCUUGUUUUUUUCGAUAUCUUUUGUUAUUUGAAAACAUAUCUCCCCCUUUCCAAACUCCCGGUAUACAUCUAUCUCUCCAAACCAUCUAUCAGCCAUCCAUUCAGACCAGAGACCAGCACACAAAAGAAACAGUAUAAUGAAGUUCUCAUCGCUCCUUCUCCUGGCCACCACAGGUCUUCUCAGCACAGCCCCUGCAGUCCACGGCAUCGAACCCCUCAGCCUCAAUAAACGCAUAGUUGGUGGCACAGCAAUAACAACGACAAAAUACAACUUUGCCGUGCGUCUAAACAUCAAAAGCGGCACCUCAGACUACCUCUGCGGCGGCACCCUCCUCGCCGACGACCUCGUAGUCACCGCCGGCCACUGCAUGCAUAACGCAGACACCAACACCGUAUACUCCUCAACCAGUGUCGCGGUCUGCUAUGGGUCGCCGAAUGUCUCGGAGAUGUCCUGCACGACAGCGCGCAAUAUCUCCUUGCACCCCAACUAUAACCCAUUGACGUACGCCAAUGACAUUGCGUUGAUCCAGAUUUCCCAGCUAAAAUCGGGAUUCAAUAUUUUGCCCGUGUACACGGGCAAAGUGCCUGAGAGCACGGUGCUGACUACGAUGGGGUGGGGUAAGACUGUGGACACGUCAAUUAAAUUGCCUGCCACACUGAUGGCCGUUGACAUCAUGGUCGGCGGCGCCGCCACGUGCAAAAAGGCUGAGGGCAGUUUUGUCAACUCUGACGGGCCUGAAAUCUGCAGUGUCAACUCGCUGACUCCCGGAAAAGACUCAUGCCAGGGCGACUCUGGCUCCCCCGCUAUUAUCACUGCGGAUGAUGGAAAAACAUACUUGGUUGGAUUGACUAGUGCCGGCGUUGAUCUCAAGGACCCCACCGCAGCCACAUGUGCGACUGCCAAUGGUAUUGCGUUUUACACUCAUAUUAACUACUUUAUGAGCUUUAUCACUGCAAAUUCUGGCAGACCUGCGUCGUUCUUUUAUGGCCAGGGUGAGGAGGACACUGGGGAUGCUAGUUCUUCACAGAGUAAGAGCGCUGCGUCAAGAAGCGUGAUUGUUGGCGGAGGCGCCCUGGUGGCUGCCAUUGCUGCUGCUAUUGUCUUUUAAAACCCUAUGUUCCUUUUUUCUUUCAUUCUUUCUUUUGUUAGGGUAUAAUAAAGCACUUCAUUUUUUCUUCAUUUUUGGUGAUUUCAAACUCUUUUUUGA
This is a messenger RNA of Kickxella alabastrina, 1496 nucleotides long. RefSeq names its product trypsin-like cysteine/serine peptidase domain-containing protein. The record is from RefSeq and is a predicted model, not a curated record. The coding region runs from base 426 to 1397 and encodes 323 amino acids. Gene Ontology annotation, molecular function: serine-type endopeptidase activity. Gene Ontology annotation, biological process: proteolysis. The transcript has a single exon. NCBI's taxonomy places the organism in Eukaryota, Fungi, Kickxellomycota, Kickxellomycetes, Kickxellales, Kickxellaceae.